This is a messenger RNA of Cucurbita moschata (crookneck pumpkin), 3326 nucleotides long. RefSeq names its product receptor protein kinase-like protein At4g34220. Lineage: Eukaryota; Viridiplantae; Streptophyta; Magnoliopsida; Cucurbitales; Cucurbitaceae. Gene Ontology annotation, molecular function: ATP binding; protein kinase activity; protein binding. Bases 929 to 3265 code for a protein of 778 amino acids. Gene Ontology annotation, biological process: protein phosphorylation. The transcript is spliced from 3 exons. The record is from RefSeq and is a predicted model, not a curated record.
UAUGACUAUAUAUAUAUAUAUAUGUAUGUAUGUAUCUGCAAAGUUACUAGUACCAGCACAUGGUUUGUGCCGAACCAUAGGAAGCAAAAAAGGAGACAAAGGCCAAAUGGAUAGAGCAUUUAUUACCUUAUGGGGGUGUUGGUUUUUUAGAUUGGCUUAUUAAAUUAGAACAAUGUUAUGUCAUUGUUAAUCUUACAAGUUACGUAAGUUUAGAUUCUUGAAAGCCUACUUUUAAGACAGAUCUCAAGCUCAUAAAUCUAGUACAGAUGUCGUGUGGAGACUUUUGAAACUCAUUCAUUUGUACAAUCCAAGCACUUUUAAUUCUUACACUACAAACUUAGGUCUUCCCACUCCAGAUUAUGGAUCUAGAAAGUGUUUUUGUGCACUUAGAAAGUCAUUACAAAAUGGGCUCUUAGAUAACACCAAUUGGGAUUUCCUUAUAGGAAGCUUUGUGCAGGCUAAUUCAUGAAGGGAAUAAGAUUGUUGGAGAAAAGUGAAUUUGAAGCUGAUUGUUUGUAGCAGGGAUAGGGAUCAUUGUUCAUGUUUUGUUCAAACUCUUUUUAGAUCCAAAGGACGAAAGCUGAAGACAAAGAGGAUGCAUGCAUGCGUCUAUUAGGGAGACCAAUUACUUGCUGGAGAACAGAUUGGAACUUAGGAACGAGGAAUUUCGCUACUUUAGUACGUUGGGACUUUAGAUAAGCUAGUCACUGUGCUGCUCUCAUUCUCCCUCUGUUUUUCAAGAGACUGUUCUUCACAUCCUGAAUACACUUUCCUUGGCUGACCCCAUUUUCAAGAUUCCUCCACUGUCUCUGUCUGUCUCUGUCUACAGAUUUGGUAAAGCCAGGGAGUUAAGUUCAGUGGGUCUCUUUCUGCUUCCCAUCUCCUUCUUCCUUCUGAUGGAAAUGAUUUUGUUAUAGAACCCAGAAAGAUGAUGCAAGAUCUGUUGCAGAACAGGAAUUCAUGGAACUUCUUCGAUGCCACUAACAAGGCUCUGUUUUGGAGCUUCACUUUCUUUUUCCCUCUCCUUCAUUUUCCCUCUUUUGCUCUUAACAGCGAUGGCGCCCUCUUGUUGUCUCUCAAACGCUCCAUUCUCGGCGAUCCCUUGUCCGUUUUCGCUAAUUGGAAUGUUUAUGAUGCCACACCCUGUUCCUGGCGUGGAGUCACCUGCACCGACCUCCGUGGCUAUGGCGGCGGAUGGCCGGAUUUGCUCAGAGUCACUGCCGUCUCACUCCCUGGCAGCCAGCUUCUGGGUUCCAUUCCUGAUGAGCUGGGAAGGAUCGAACACCUUCGUCUUCUUGAUCUUUCCGGUAAUUUCUUUAAUGGGUCUCUCCCGGUUUCCAUUUUCAAUGCUUCGGAGCUUCAGAUUCUUUCUCUUUCGAACAAUGUAAUCUCCGGGGAGUUGCCGGCGGAUAUUGGGGGUUUGAAGAGUCUUCAGGUUUUGAAUCUGUCUGAUAAUGCGUUGGCCGGGAAAGUGCCCGGAAAUCUCACUGCUCUGAAGAAUCUCACCGUCGUUUCUCUGAGGAGUAAUUAUUUCGUCGGAGAGAUUCCUGGGAAUUUCAGUUGGGUUGAGGUUUUGGAUUUGUCUUCUAAUUUGCUCAAUGGGUCUUUGCCGGCGGAUUUCGGUGGGGAAAAACUACGGUCUUUGAACUUCUCUUACAAUAAAAUUUCAGGUCCCGUUCCACCGGAGUUCGCGAAGUGGAUUCCGGCGAAUGCGACGAUGGAUCUCUCUUUCAACAAUCUCACCGGAGCGAUUCCUCAGUCGGCUGCUCUGCUCAGCCAGAAAACAGAGGCGUUCGCCGGAAAUGAGGAUCUCUGUGGGAAGCCAUUGAAGCACCUCUGUUCGAUUCAUUCCUCACUAACAAUUCCCCCAAAUGUUUCUGAAAUUUCAUCUUCUUCUCCGGCAAUCGCCGCCAUACCGAAAACAAUCGGCUCUAUUCCAGCAACAAAGUCCCCCGGAGGUCCAAACGGGACGCAAACUUCUCAGCCGCAAAACACCAUGAAACCCAUCACAAUAGCCGCAAUCGCGGUCGGAGACCUUGCCGGAAUCACCAUUCUGGCCAUCGGGAUUCUCUACGUCUACCAUCACCGGAAACAAACAAGUCCCAAUUCCAAAACCUCUAAAUCCGCCGAGAAGAAGCCGCCGAUUGGCUCAGACCAAGACCGCCAUAACACCCAAAAAAAACCUUCAUCGGUGUUGUUCUGUUUGGCCAACAAAGGAGAAGAUACAUCGGAGGCGACAAGUUCUUCCGACGGCGAAGAACAGAGGGAGCAAUCCGGAGCAAACUACGGCGGAGUGAACAGAGACAGUAAGAAAAACGGCGUGCUGGUGACAUUGGACGGAGAAACGGAGAUGGAAUUGGAGACAUUGUUAAAGGCGUCAGCAUAUAUACUUGGAGCAAGUGGCGGAAGCAUCGUGUACAAGGCGGUGCUGGAGGACGGUACGGCGUUCGCCGUCAGAAGGAUCGGCGACGUCAACUUUGAGAGAUUGAGGGAUUUCGAGGCGCAAAUGAGAGCCAUUGCUAAGCUUCGACAUCAAAAUUUGGUGAAAAUUCGCGGGUUCUUUUGGGGAGAAGAUGAAAAGCUCAUAAUCUAUGAUUACGUCUCCAAUGGCUGCCUUGCAACCUCCAUUCACAAAAAACAGAGUUCAUCGUCUUCUUCCCAGAUCCAUCUAUCAUUUGAAGUCCGACUGAAAAUCGCCAGAGGAAUCGCCAGAGGAAUGGCUUUCAUCCACGACAAGAAGCACGUCCAUGGCAACCUGAAGCCUUCCAACAUCCUGUUAAACGCCGACAUGGAGCCCUUAAUCACCGAUCUCGGCCUCAACAAGCUCCUCUCCCGCAGUUCCAAGAUCGCCUUCGCCUCCACUUCAUCCCGGAACUUCGGCAGCCACAGAUCCACGCCGAAUCGCGAUCACCAUGACGGCGGCGGCGGCGGAGGAAGCCCCGCUGUGAGUAUGGGAUCGGCGUACCAGGCGCCGGAAUCGCUGAAGAAUCUGAAACCGAGCCCUAAAUGGGACGUGUACUCGUUCGGGUUGAUUCUGGUGGAGCUUCUGAGCGGGAAAAUUGUGAGGGAGAGGGAGGGCGGCGUUGAAGACGAGGGGCGGAUGAAGAAGAUGGUGGAUCCGACUAUUAGAGGGGAAUUGGAAGGGAAAGAGGAGGCUGUAAUGGAGAUUUUUAGAUUAGGGUUUAGGUGUGCUUGCUUUGUGCCUCAAAAGAGACCCACCAUGAGAGAGGCUGUCCAAGUUCUGGAAAAAGUUUGUUCUUCCUAGAGCUAAUUGAUUUGAUCAUGGAGUUUCUUCUAUUUCUCAGCCUCCAUCUUUUCCUCUUCAA